This is a messenger RNA of Lathyrus oleraceus (garden pea), 1684 nucleotides long. Its product is annotated as protein HAIKU1. The transcript has 2 exons. Lineage: Eukaryota; Viridiplantae; Streptophyta; Magnoliopsida; Fabales; Fabaceae. The coding region runs from base 553 to 1539 and encodes 328 amino acids. The record is from RefSeq and is a predicted model, not a curated record.
AAAAAAACACAUAUUAUACCAAAACAAUGUGCUCACGUUUUCCAUUCUAUCUGAAAAACCUUGGUAAAAUCGAAACAGCAAACCACCUUGUAAUUCAUUUCCCACGGUUUGUUGACUCAGCAAAAAAAGCCCUAUAAAAGUGUGAUAGGCUUUUCUUCUUCAUUCAUAUUUCUCUUCCAGUUUGUUCAAUACCCUUAAGAUCCUUGAGUCAAAUUUCAAGCUUUUUUUAAUUGUUCUUUUGUGUACUUUUUCUUUCCUCUAAAUCUAUAUUUAAUCACACUCUUUGGUUUCGUUUUCGUUGAGAAGUUAUUUGAUUAGAAUGUUGAAUGAACAUGGUGCUCAAUAGUCAAUAUGGGUAUGUUUAAAACUUUUUUUCUCUCUCUAGGUAUUGUUGUUAUUCAUCAACGACCAUAUUUGUAAGUUCGGAAUUUCAAUUCCGGGUUUAGUUUUGUAAUUGUUAGUGUUUUUGUUUAGUUCAUUUGUGUGUUUUUCUUUUGGUGUAAUUCUUCAUUUGUAAAGUAGAGAAAGAAUCUUUGACUGCAUCUUUCAAAAAUGGAAAACUUGAGAAACUGGAAGAAUGAGAAUAUGAGUGUAAACAAAAUAGGGAAGACAAUAAAAAAGAAUUCAUCGCAGCAAUCAAUUGAUUUCGGAAACAAUGGCAUAACUAGCGGUAGACAUCAUUACCCGCAGCAAAAAAUUCAUCACAUUCACAAAGACGAUUUUAAGAGUUUUGUUAUGCAGGCUACUGGAAGAGAAUCAAACGGGCCUACUAGAACUCAAUCUGAGUUUACUAGGUUGCAGCAAAACAGGCCUCCUCCUUUGGCCAAUGUGAGGCCACUUAAUCGGUUUUCAAUGCAACCACCAUCUCCGCAAGUGCCUUACAUUAACGGACUGGUUGUCCCUCCUUUGCAGCCGAUUAGUGGCCCUCCGAUUUUUGAUCAUUCAUGGAAUAAUUUCGUCGAGUCUCCGAUCUCAACUUUCACGAGAGAGUUUCAAGACUUAACGAACCACUACGACGGUGGUGCGUCCAGAGGUAAUCAAUUCCAGUCAUACCCUUCUCCUCCCCAACAACCAUUGAUUAACAAUGUUAAUGUUAAUCUUCAAUUUCAACCACAGUAUUUUCCAAUUCAAACUCAAAUGGUUAACAAUGUUGAACAUUAUAACCUAUCAUCGGCUAACAACCAAACUUUUUCAAAUCCUAAUCCUUCCAUGUCUAUGAAUGUUGCUAGCAACCAAACUUUUUCUAUGAACACUGGAAAUCAAUUUCUGAAUAAUUUUCCUCUGUCACAAGCAAAUUACUCUAUGUCAUCGACUUCUGAAUACUUGUUGACUUCGCCGACACAAAAAGUGAAUGUCCAAUCUCCUCAGUCACCUUAUAUGCCUCUCUUGUCACCAAGAAUUUUCUCUUCACCUUCGUCCCCAGAUUACCCUUUCGAACCAUAUCUACAUAAUGAGAUUUUAAGUUCCGAACCUCCGUCUUCACUUUAUGCAGGCAUAUUUCCUUUCACAAGUACUCAUAGGUCAGAUGGUGAUGAAUAGCCUUCUCAUGCUUCAUUCAUGAUGUUGCUACUGUCAAAGUUCAUAGUUAACUCAUAUUGUCUUUAUUUCUUUUACUUGUUUGGUUAUUGUUAUGUAAGGAUGCUAUUUUUAAAAAUAAAUAAUGUAAUGGUUAGUUCUCAAAAUA